AUGGAGGCGCUCCUGGCCGUCCCUGGCGCUGAGUUUACCGAGAAGGGACUGGACGACCUGAUAGUACGACACAUGGGACUACAACAGCAGAAGUUCGGUAAACCUGGCUGGGCUCAGGCUUUCGAAGACAUCCCGGGCGUAUACCCCGUCAAGGGCUACCCUGCAUAUCCGGACAAGGCAGUGAGAGUGCCGGUAAAGUCUUUCCCUUUGGGGUACCAUUACUCCAAACACCUCAAAAGGCUUCGCGAAAACGGAGCUAGUUCGUCACGUUCCCGCACCGAGUCUUUGGACUUCCGCUUCGAAGCGAUCGUGCGAACGGUUAACAAUCGUGUAUACCAAAAUAUGACGAGUUUCGCAUGGCAGGAUGUCAUCAGGAGCGGUAAUGACGGCAAUUGGAAUGCUUUGGAGCAGGAUAUCCUGGACUUCGUCAAGGGGGAUUUUCUCGUCCAGGUAAGCUACCUGGACAGCGUCUACGUUCCGGAAAAGCUCGACAAGGAGACACACUGGAAGCUUCUUGCUAGAUCCUGCAUGGGUAACGGUCACGCGAAGGUUAUGGAGUCUUUGGAGCGAGUGUCGGGAGCUGAGGCGACUCGGCAUCAGCUUUUCUAG
Alternaria rosae is the source of this 609-nucleotide messenger RNA. RefSeq lists its product as uncharacterized. The record is from RefSeq and is a predicted model, not a curated record. The coding region runs from base 1 to 609 and encodes 202 amino acids. The transcript is spliced from 2 exons. NCBI's taxonomy places the organism in Eukaryota, Fungi, Ascomycota, Dothideomycetes, Pleosporales, Pleosporaceae.